CAGGUAGCAUGACCUCAUAGUUGCCACCAUUCACGUUACUUCCUCAGGAUCCAGUAAAUCUACUGCCAGUUCAGGUUCAGAUAUGUCCAGUUCAGAAGAAGUAUCCUGGAUAAAUUGGUUCUGUGGCCUGCGAGGUAAUGAGUAUUUCUGUGAGGUUGACGAGGAUUACAUCCAGGACAAAUUUAACCUCACCGGUUUAUCGGACAUGAUUCCUCAUUAUAAAAAGGCGCUAGAUAUGAUACUGGAUCUAGAACCAGACGAUGAUGGGGAUGAUGCGCAAGGUCAGAACGACUUAGUAGAACAAGCUGCGGAGAUGUUGUACGGACUGAUACACGCACGUUACAUUCUUACUAACAGAGGGCUGGCUAUGAUGCUUGAGAAGUACCAGAAUUCUGAGUUCGGGACUUGUAUCAGAGUAUUUUGUGAGAACCAACUAAUGUUACCUAUAGGACUCUCUGACAACCCUGGUGAAAGUAUGGUGAAGCUGUAUUGUCCAAAAUGUCAAGAUGUCUAUGUUCCUAAAUCAUCCAGAUAUCAUCAUAUAGAUGGAGCCUAUUUUGGUACAAGUUUUCCUCACAUGCUGUUUAUGGUCCAUCCAGAAUAUCGACCUAAACCUUCCCCUAGCUCAUUUAUACCAAGAUUGUACGGAUUUAAAAUCCAUCCUCUGGCAUAUCAGCUACAGGUUGAAGCAUCUGUUCAUUGGAAAGAAUCAAGAAAGAGGGCGUAAAGAAGAUGAAACGAAUGGUGGCAACAGAAGUAUCGAAUUUUUUAAAUAUAACGUAAUAGCGAACUGGCAGCCAGAAUUGCUCUGGUCAUAGACGGUAGACUCUGAGCCGAUUUCAAAUGUUUGAAAUUCCUCCACAAUAUUAUUAAUUCGAUGCGCCAUCCUUGGAGUGCUAUAUAAUUUGUUUUUAGAAGCUUUCUCGUCAAAGAAAUUUCAUAUAGCAGUUGAAUAAUGUUCUAUACAUAGUUUACCCUUUUGUCAUGUCAUAUACCGCAGUUAUAUAUAUGUAUAUUUUAUAAGCAUUUUCGAAGCUGGAUUUCGGCGUUACAGUCUAACCUACGUUUUCUAACUGUCUUACGUUUCUUCCUCGGGUAGUUCACGCUGUUACUUUCAGAAUCAAAGUAAGGACAACACUAGUAAAUGUAAUUGCACUUGUAGUCAUAAUAUAUAAUGCACUCUCUUGCGUUGACCAACCUUCAACUUCGUGAUAUUGGGGAGAUGUUCUUUGUGCCGAAUACAUACUAUCAGUCUCCUCUCAGUGUAUCCUUCAGACCCAGAACUACACUGAAAAUACACCACGUUAACCUUGAAGUAAGGUUCUUUCAUUCAAAUUUCUGAUUGUUUCUGAAUAGACUCAGUGCAGACAGAUUUUAAUGGAAAUAAAUUAGAAUCUGUCUAAAUUAGAAUCUGUCUUCACUGAGUCUAUUCAGAAACAAUCAGAAAUUUGAAUGAAAGAGCUAUAAAAUCAUGAGACUCUUAUAAUACUACACGAAUCCACCAGAUUACUUGAAGUAAAGGUUAAUCUGGUGUGGUGUGACUUAUUAUAGAUGUUGGCUGAAUGUUUACCCUGAAGCGGGGUUGUCUUGUUAAAUAGGUUGGCUCUGUCAAAACUUGUUCCGUGUGUAGCGCGAACAUGAACCUUUGUGUAUUAGAUUUAAUUGUCAUUCGUACCAAUCUUAUUACAAGUUUAUAAGCAA
Messenger RNA from Bolinopsis microptera, 1701 nucleotides. RefSeq names its product casein kinase II subunit beta-like. The transcript is spliced from 8 exons. Gene Ontology annotation, molecular function: protein kinase regulator activity. The record is from RefSeq and is a predicted model, not a curated record. Bases 83 to 727 code for a protein of 214 amino acids. Gene Ontology annotation, cellular component: cytoplasm; protein kinase CK2 complex. NCBI's taxonomy places the organism in Eukaryota, Metazoa, Ctenophora, Tentaculata, Lobata, Bolinopsidae.